UCAUUUUCGUCCCUGAAAGAUACCUCGAUUUCCAUUUUCGUCCCCGAAAGUCAAAAUUAAUCAAAAGCCUCCUCGAAAGAUACCUGACUUGAUCACGUUCGUCCUUCCGUUAUCUCCGCAGUUGAGAUGGCAAACGUCCGCUUACGUGGUCCGUUAACUGCCAAGGUGGCAAAGAACCAAAACGACGUCGUUUUGGUAGAUGCCUACUGGCGUUGAAACGUCGCCGUUUUAUCUUCAAAAGGGGGUAAGUUUCCGAAUUUCGAUCACAAACAACUGUUCAUCAAUGGAUUCCUUCUCCCAAAAACCUAAACCCAGAAACUCUCACUACCCAGAAGUAAUCGAUUCCAACCUCGAAGCCAAUUCAUCCUUCCAAAAACCUAAUCAUCAACAGCAGAGUUCUCUCUACCCUUCCUUUGACGUUGAUGACCUCAGCGACCUUGUCCGAACCCUAUUUCCCCGAAAUGACACCAGAAGCAGCGAUGGCAGUGUUCAUUCGCCGUCUGCUCCACCGGCCGCUACCAAGGAGGUCCUCAUUAGGAUCCCCGACGCCAUCCUCAACCUCGUCGACACCCACUACAGCGUCGAGCUCGCUUCCGACGACUUCUCCAUCAUCCGCCUCCGGCAGGGUGACAGCGCCGUCGCCGUUUACGCCUGCGUUGCCGACAAGAUCCAAUGGCCCCUCGCCAAGGACGAAACUGCCGUCAAGGUCGACGACUCUCACUACUUUUUCUCCUUCCGACCUCCCAAGGGCUCCGAAUCCAAUUCCGAUUCCGACGAAGAAGAUCAGCGUAGCCGCGGGUAAGAUAAGAACGGUUCCGAUCUGCUGAGCUAUGGGUUGACGAUUGCGUCAAAGGGGCAAUAGGGUUCCACUUCCCCAUUCUUCUGCUACUCUCUCUUCAUCUUUCUCUCUUUCCAUCUCUCACUCUUCACUCUUCAAACCCAGGUACUUGAAGGCUUGGAUCCUGUUAAGAAAAGACCUGAAAUAUAUAUUGGAAGCAUUGGCCCGCGUGGGUUGCAUCAUAGUUUUGUGGUGUAUUUUAUCUGACUGAACCAGAGUGCAUCUUAGGUUUAUGAAAUUUUGGAUAAUACUGAUUUUGCUGUACAUAGUAUACUGAUUUUGCUUUCUAUAUUAAUCAAGAACUAUGCUAUGAUAUUGUGCAUAUGGAAUUACUAAAAUUUGCGGUACAUCUUUUUCAAU
Molecule: messenger RNA, 1198 nt
Organism: Arachis ipaensis
Lineage: Eukaryota; Viridiplantae; Streptophyta; Magnoliopsida; Fabales; Fabaceae
Source: RefSeq, a predicted model, not a curated record